Messenger RNA from Centropristis striata (black sea bass), 3603 nucleotides. It is a transcript of the gene prep, whose product is annotated as prolyl endopeptidase. Gene Ontology annotation, biological process: proteolysis. The coding region runs from base 39 to 2264 and encodes 741 amino acids. Gene Ontology annotation, cellular component: cytosol. Lineage: Eukaryota; Metazoa; Chordata; Actinopteri; Perciformes; Serranidae. The record is from RefSeq and is a predicted model, not a curated record. Gene Ontology annotation, molecular function: serine-type endopeptidase activity; oligopeptidase activity. The transcript is spliced from 14 exons.
UCUGUCAGCAGGUCAUCUCUCUUUCUGCCAGCUAGUUGAUGUUCCACAGGAUCCUCAGGGUCUCUUCUAAACCUCUAGUCCUCUCUCUGAAGCGGCUCCUUUUCUCACGCAGUCCCCGAACACUCUCCUCCAGAAUGGCUUUCCAGUAUCCGCAGGCUUACCGCGACGACGCAGUGAUGGACUGCUAUCAUGGCACCAAAGUAGCAGACCCCUACAGCUGGCUGGAGGACCCGGACAGUGAGAAGACACAGGCCUUUGUCACUGCCCAGAACCAGCUGACUUUGCCGUAUUUAGAGCGCUGCGAGGUACGGGACCUGUUCAAGGAGCGCAUGACUGAGCUGUAUGAUUAUCCCAAGUACAGCUGUCCCUUCAAGAGAGGGAAUAGGUACUUUCACUUCUACAACACAGGCCUCCAAAACCAGAGUGUGAUGUACGUGCAGGAGAGCCUGGAUGCUGAGCCCACAGUCUUCUUGGAUCCAAACACAUUUUCUGAUGAUGGAACUGUUGCUCUGCGAGGCUACGCCUUCUCUGAGGACGGGGAGUACCUGGCGUACGGCACCAGCGCCAGCGGCUCGGACUGGGUGGAGAUCCGCUUCCUGCAGGUUGAAGGCGCCAAACCUCUGGAGGACCACCUGGAGCGGGUCAAGUUCAGCUGCAUGUCCUGGACUCACGAUGGGAAGGGGCUUUUCUACAACUCCUACCCAAAGCAGGAGGGCAAGAGUGACGGCACUGAGACCUCCACCAACCUGCACCAGAAGCUAAACUUCCAUGUUUUGGGGACUCCACAGUCUGAGGACGUGCUGUGUGCUGAAUUUCCUGACCACCCCAAAUGGAUGGGUGGAGCAGAGGUGUCAGAUGAUGGACGCUACGUGCUGCUGUCCAUCAGGGAAGGUUGUGACCCGGUCAACAGACUGUGGUACUGUGACCUGCAGACCACUCCUCAGGGUAUCACAGGACUUUUGCCAUGGGUGAAGCUGAUCGACAACUUCGACGCCGAGUACGAGUACGUGACCAACGAGGGCACGUUGUUCACAUUCAAGACCAACCUGGACGCCCCGCGGUACCGCCUCAUCAACAUCGACUUCGCCUCUCCGGCCCAGAGCAACUGGAAAGAGCUCAUCCCUCAACACGACAAAGACGUUAUUGUGUUUGCCACCUGCACGUACUCCAGCUACCUGUUUGUGUGUUUCCUCCACGACGUGAAGAAUGUGUUGAAAAUGUACCGUCUGAGCUCGGGGGAGGAGCUGAGGACCUUCCCUCUGGAUGUGGGCUCCGUGGUGGGUUUCACAGGACGGAAGAGGGACUCUGAGAUCUUCUACUAUUUCACCUCCUUCCUGUCCCCAGCCAUCAUCUACCACUGCGACCUGACGAAGGAGCCUCUGCAGCCGCACAUCUUCAGAGAGGUCACGGUCAAAGGCUUCAGCCCUUCAGACUACCAGACCACCCAGAUCUUCUAUCCCUCCAAGGAUGGCACUCAAAUCCCCAUGUUUAUCGUUCACAAGAAGGGCAUCAAAUUGGAUGGCUCCCAUCCAGGUUUUCUAUACGGCUACGGCGGUUUCAACAUCUCCAUCACGCCGAGCUACAGCGUCUCCAGACUCAUCUUCGUCAGACACCUGGGGGGCGUGCUCGCUGUCGCCAACAUCCGAGGAGGAGGAGAGUACGGGGAGACCUGGCACAAAGCUGGCAUGCUGGCCAACAAGCAGAACUGCUUCACAGACUUCCAGUGUGCAGCUGAAUAUCUCAUCAAAGAGGGAUACACUUCUCCUUCCAAGCUGACUAUAAACGGAGGCUCCAACGGAGGCCUUCUCGUAGCCGCCUGCGUCAACCAGCGGCCCGAGCUGUUCGGCUGCGCUGUGGCUCAGGUCGGCGUCAUGGACAUGCUGAAGUUCCACAAGUUCACCAUCGGACACGCCUGGACCACCGACUUCGGCUGCUGCGAAGACAAAGACCAGUUUGAGUGGCUCAUCAAAUACUCCCCGCUCCACAACAUCCGCAUCCCAGAAGGCAACGGGGUCCAGUACCCGGCGGUGCUCCUCCUGACCGGUGACCAUGACGACCGGGUGGUGCCGCUCCACUCGCUCAAAUACAUCGCCACGCUGCAGCACAUCGUGGGCCGCAGCCCCAAGCAGACAAACCCUCUGUUCAUCCUCGUGGACACAAAGUCGGGCCACGGCGCCGGAAAGCCCACCAGCAAGGUCAUCCAGGAGGUGGCCGACACCUACGCCUUCAUCGCUCGCUGUCUCAACAUCUCCUGGGUCAAAUAACCUGCGCCUCCUUCCCUCCCUCCCUCCCUCCCGUUAGAGUGCGUUUUGUUUUCUUCCUUUACUCACCUUUGGGAUACGGUUCCAACCAGCUGCUCACUCUUUCUUUAGGACUUUGCACCGACACAGACCGGGAUCAUCUGACUCAUGUUCACCCAAAUCACUACAUCUUUUAUUUGAUCCUUUCUUUACCUCUUUUUUUUUUUUAUUUCUAUCCCUCCUUCUCUGUGUGAGCCGCUCCAUCAGGAUCAGCUCCAGCUGCACCUGCACACAACUUUAAGCCAACAAGCAGCACUCACACAACUAACGUACCCUCUCCUGUCGGCCAUGUUUGUAGUCCCAGCGACUGCAUUAUCAGUGGAAAGGAAGAGGGUGCCUUCACGGUUACAGUUAAUCAGCCAAUCAGCCAACCCGGUCUCACAGAAAUCUGUGAAAUAGCCACGGAUUUCACUUAACUCAAAAUCCGUGGAAUAGUCACGGAAUCGCUCAAAUUUCCGUGAAACUGACACGGAUUUCGCUACAAUGCAAGUUAAUGACAGUCAUAUCCUGUGGCUAUUCCAUGGAUAUUUGUUCCUAUUGGUUUGUUCCAAGUCACGUGACUUUCAAGGUCCAAGCGGUCAGAACAAAAAUCACAAACAAAAUCUCAUUUUUAGUGAAAAAUCUAUAUUUUGACUUAGGUUCUGCAUAAAAAUGGAUUUUGAUCACAUUUCUAGCGAGAAAUAUAUGUUUUAUUUUCUAAAUAUCCACUCAGUGAAUGUUCAUAAUCACUUUGUAUGUUGGAAUAGCCACGGGAUAUGACUGUCAUUAUAGCGAAAUCCGUGUCAGUUUCACGGAAAUUUGAGCGAUUCCGUGGCUAUUCCACGGAUUUUGAGUUAAGUGAAAUCUGUGGCUAUUUCACGGAUUUCUGUGAGACCAGGUUGCAAUCAGCAGUUAGUCAUGAGGUCAAAGUGGCAAAACGUUUAUUUGAUGCUUUGUUUCCUGCAUCUGGGUGCUCCAACAUGAUGCAUUGUUGUUAUUUAUUUUACGUUUGUGCGCAGAACGGAGGCUCUGGGACGUCGAGGGGCUCCAGCACGUGCAGGUAUAGAGCAAACAAACGGUGGCGCCGCAGGUCAACAGUAUUGCAGUGUGUGGAUGUGAGUGUGUGAAAUUUGCAAAAAAAAAUAAAAGAAAAAAACUGCUUUGUGUGUGCAUGUGGAAGAGUGUGUGUGUGUUUAAAUGUCAGUCCCCACAUUUCUUUCAGACUGAUGAUGAUUUCUACCUCUUGACAUGUGCUGAUUGUUUGCCUUUUAAAGGGAACAAAACACAAUGCCACAACUACAAUAAACAACUUUUUAAACAGUGA